UAUCCGUCUCGGCAUUCUCGAGGAUGCCAACAACCGCGGCCGCCUCGCGAAGCUGCUGCGUUACACAUCCACAAAGAGUAACGGCACCCUUGUUAGCCUGCAGGAGUACACAGACCGCAUGAAGCCAGAACAGAAGCACAUUUACUUCCUCACAGGUGACUCGGUUAAGAAGAUGAGGCAGUCGCCGCACAUUGAAGAGGCGCUGGAGCGUGACGUGGAGGUUCUUUUCAUGACGGAUGCUAUUGAUGAGUACGUCGUCUCUCAGGUGCAAGACUUCGGCAACAAACGGCUUAUUAACCUCGCAAAAGACAACGCGCGCCUUGACGAGCCGACGGAGAGGGACAAGGCCAUUGAAAAGGAGCGCAAGAAGAAAUAUGAGCCCCUCACCGAACGCCUUUUGACUCUGUUUGGAAAAAGCCAAGUGCGGAAGGUCAUUCUGACAAGACGACAGAGCUCGGAGGCUUUUAUUUUGUCUACGCAGGAGAACGACAUGACACCUCGCAUGGUGAACGUCAUGAAUCAACAGGCAAUCUCUUCCCUCCACACGAUGCGAUACUCCCGCGUGCUGGAACUUAACCACCGCCAUCCACUUGUGCGGGAUCUUCUGACACGAUUUGAGGCGGACGCAAACGACCAGACUGCUAUUGACGUGGCAUGGGUUCUUUUCGGCACGGCCAACCUGCAGGCGGGAUUCCCCGUCUCGAAUCAGGCCAUGUACGCUAAGCGCGUGAACCGUCUGCUGAGGGGCCGCGUGGGUCUUGCGGCCGAUGACACGAUCUUGCCCCCAGACGACGACGAGUACGACAUCUCAGACGUCAAGCCCGAUACCACCGGCACCGACGAAGGACUGUUGCUUCCGGUGGACAACGACGGGGAUGAAUCGUCUGACAAGGAAGACGCGGAGCCAACCGCGGCAGAAACGAAACCAACAAAAACGGAGGAUGACGCGGGUGAUCUGUAA
This is a messenger RNA of Trypanosoma cruzi, 961 nucleotides long. RefSeq names its product lipophosphoglycan biosynthetic protein, putative. Gene Ontology annotation, cellular component: cytosol; plasma membrane; perinuclear region of cytoplasm. The annotation marks the transcript as partial. The record is from RefSeq and is a predicted model, not a curated record. Gene Ontology annotation, biological process: protein stabilization; cellular response to heat; protein folding. The transcript has a single exon. NCBI's taxonomy places the organism in Eukaryota, Euglenozoa, Kinetoplastea, Trypanosomatida, Trypanosomatidae. Gene Ontology annotation, molecular function: ATP-dependent protein folding chaperone; ATP binding; ATP hydrolysis activity.